AUGAAGGAGUGGGUGGGGGAAGGAAAGUUCGGGAAAAUAGGGCUUAUUGAACGAGAUGAUGUUGUAGAAGGUGAGACAUUGAAGCUUGCUGCUAAAGUGACUUGGAAGAAGAAGAAUCCCGAUGGUAAAUUGAGGUCCGACGAGAAGAAGAAUGAAAAUGCCAAAAAGUUCGCAAUUAAAGAAGCAAGGAUUUUAGCACAAAUAAGAUGCUACGGAGCGUUCGAAAACGAUGAUUCAUGGAUCAUUGUACUCGAGUAUGCUGGAGGAAAUACUCUCCUUCACCGACUGAACCAUGUUCAACGUGUCUCAGAAGAAAGCAUGGCACAUUAUUCAAGGUGCUAUUUAUUGAGUGUGAUCCCUGGAGACCAUCCUUACAAUUCAUUUGGAUCGAAGGCAGAUAUUUGCAGCGGUCGCAUUUCUUCAUUCAAAGGAAGUCGGGGUAAUUCACAGAGACUUAAAUGUGGGACACCGCCAUAUAUGGCUCCUGAAAUGACCACCAAGGCUAAAGCUGAGACGUAUACAGAAAAAGUGGAUCUUUGGUCGCUUGGGGUGCUUGUAUUUGAGAUGGUUACCGCAAUGAGCGUAUAUAGCAAUGUUCAUGCGCAGGAGAUUGCCAAAGGUACACCUGUUAAGUUCAAUGAGUACAAUGUCGCCAGUAUCAUCACCGAUACACACGUCGAAAAGCAUGUAUUGCCUUAUUGUCGAUAUAGAAUAGAUGACGACGGAAAAGAAAUUUUGCAGCACUGCUUAAAAGUUAAUCCUUACCAGAGAAAGUCUGCAGAAGAGCUUCAAAGUAUGGCAGAAAAGGUCUGA
Molecule: messenger RNA, 813 nt
Organism: Fomitiporia mediterranea MF3/22
Lineage: Eukaryota; Fungi; Basidiomycota; Agaricomycetes; Hymenochaetales; Hymenochaetaceae
Product: kinase-like protein
Exons: 6
Coding region: 1-813 (270 amino acids)
Biological process (GO): peptidyl-serine phosphorylation; autophagy
Cellular component (GO): cytoplasm
Molecular function (GO): protein serine/threonine kinase activity; ATP binding
Source: RefSeq, a predicted model, not a curated record